AUGCUCCCACCCUCCGCUUCAUAUCCACUCAUAAUUUUACAGAGUGAAGUAUACAAACCAAGCUUGCCCACAAUCCUAGAGGAACCAACUGUGGAGGAGGAACCAGAGAUUGUUCCAUCAACACCAAAAGAAGAGAAAAAACCAGUUGAAGUAAAAGCUACUGAGACCGAACCAAAAGAAAAACCCACCCCUGUAGAGGUUCCAGAACUAGAGGAAGUUGGCAAAGUUGAAACUAGUUCAACCAAAAAAGAGGAAACUGAAAAACUUUCAAAGGGAGAUGAUGUCAGUGUUCCAGAAUCAUCUACCACUGACGAGGUGACACCAAAACCAACUGAGAAAAACACCGAGCCAAAAGUCGGUGAAGCAGAAAAGAAAGUACCAGUCAGAAAGUUUGCCAGACCAGCACCAAAGCCACCAGUUGUAUUGCCCGCUAAACCUGUAGAAGAGACAGAGACUGAACCCAAGAAACCAUCAAGCUUAAGGGGAAUGCCACAACUUGUCGUAAAAAAGGUUGGUGACUACAAAAGAAAGGUCAGCGACAAGGUUCACUCGGUUAAGUUUGAUAACGUAGCCAGACGUGCUUCUGAUCUCAAGAACCGUUCCAUAGAAGUGACAAAGGAUACGGCGACUAAAACCGGUAAAGUUAUCAAAGAGAAAUCAGUAGUUGCCGGUAAGGCCAUUAAAAAGAACUCGGUAAUUGCUGGCAGAGUUAUCAAAGAGCAGUCUGCAGUUCUCGGUAAAGCUAUCAAGGAAAAGUCCGCAGACCUUGGCAAAACCAUCAAGGACAAAUCAGUAAUUGCUGGUAAAGUUAUCAAGGAUAAAUCAGCAACUGCCGGUAAGACCAUAAAGGAAAAGUCAGUAACAGCCGGUAAGACCAUUAAAAAGAAGUCUGUAGAAAUUGGUAAAGCCAUAAAGAAGAACUCAGUAGUUGCCGGAAAAGCCAUUAAAAAGAACUCCGUUGCAUUAGGCAGGACUGUAAAGAAUCAAACUGGUAAUGCAAAGGACAAAGUCAAGCGUAUUGUCAAACGUGAAAGCUACGAAGUUAACCCUAUUGAAUCCACUAGACUUUGA
This is a messenger RNA of Theileria equi strain WA, 1071 nucleotides long. RefSeq lists its product as hypothetical. The record is from RefSeq and is a predicted model, not a curated record. The coding region runs from base 1 to 1071 and encodes 356 amino acids. NCBI's taxonomy places the organism in Eukaryota, Apicomplexa, Aconoidasida, Piroplasmida, Theileriidae. The transcript has a single exon.